Meleagris gallopavo (turkey) is the source of this 4495-nucleotide messenger RNA. Lineage: Eukaryota; Metazoa; Chordata; Aves; Galliformes; Phasianidae. The record is from RefSeq and is a predicted model, not a curated record.
GGGGUGGGUAGUUUUGAACCACAGCUUUGCUACGUGGCGCUGAGCCGACUCCUUCUCGUGCUCCCCAGCAUGGCUCACAGACUCUGCUGACAGCUCCUGUGGUUCCAGGGCAGAUGUUUGUUCAAGUGUGUAAGCGUCUCGGGCCAGAUCCAGGGCUGGCUUGGGCAUCGGACGCACUGCCAGCUGGAGGUGCUGUGUCAGUGCCUUUCUCCUUGUUAGCACUGACCCUGGUCAGUAAUAAUCACUAGGGGCACUCACAAACUACUUUCUCUCCCCUGAAGCCAACUCUUGGCUUUUGCAGCCCUUAAUAUCAGGGGGACCUUCAACAGGGGAGAAAUUACUUUUUAAACUGGGGAAACUGAAGCAGUAAGUGUGGCGCUAUCUGUGCUGUAGCCCAGAGCUCAGCACUGCCCCAACCACUCCUCACUGCUUUCCAGUUUGAAGCCAAUCUGGGGUCACAAAGGCAGGUCUGACCCGGUGGCUUUGCUCAGACUGGUGGGACUGAUUGUGGUAGGCAGAGGAAACUUCUCUCCCUGCUUUGCUUUUUUCCCCCCUUUUGUUUUGGUAGUUUCUAAACAGACCGUUCAGUGUUGUUCUUAAUUUAAAACAAAGCCUUUGUUUGGCAGUGUUGUGUGGAUUUAAAAAAAUAAAACAACAACAACCCCUAAAACGAAAGAAACAGAAUCCUCCUUAGAUUUGGAACUAGCAGCUGCCUUUGACCGUGAACUCACUUCCCUCCUAUCCAGUUCAUUUCCUUUCUCCCCCAGACCUGCCAGCCCUCUAGGAAAUCAGGAUUUUGCAAGUCCCUGCCUGCUGCCAUCCUGCAGCAGCUCAGUCCCACAGUUUAACCCUGUGCAGACUUGGCUCCCUGAGCUCUUAAUGCAUGGCUGUGGGUGCCAGCACCGCCCUGCUAUGGGAAAGGCAGCAUAGCAAAGCGGGCUGCAGCCAUGCCAGGGCUGCUUGGGGGGGAGCUUUGAUUUUCUACGUGGGAACGGAAGGUGGGAGCUGCGGGCACCCACCCAGGCCCCUUGGCAGUGGGAUGCGUGCCAGCAUACGGCAAGAACUGCUGCCUCAGCUUGCCCCAGUGCUCCUAUUGCAGGACUGUACCCUGAAAGCCCCACUCCUGGCCUCCUGCAGCUCCCUGUGCCUCAAGUGGAUUUUCCUGCCCGUCCGACCCUGUGCAGUGGGAGCUUUGGAAAGAGGUUAGGAAAGAAUCUGGUUCCUGGCACGGUGCCUCCGCCUGCUCCUUUUGGUUGUAAAUCCCAGGAUGUGUUCUUGGCUUUGCGUUAAAUUGAAUUUCUGGAGAACGUUUUUCUCCCUGAUUCCAGUAAGGAUUCACGAGGCCUUUAAAUGGCUCAGUAAUUCAGUAGCGAAGCUGGCAAGGAUCCCAAGAGCAAAACCACUCACAUUAUCCAGCUAUGCCUAGCUGCAGCGAGCCUGGAGACGGGUCUGCUCUGCAUUUGGGCAGCACUGGGUAGUGCUCCCUUAUUCCUGGGAACAGCUAACAGAUGUGCAGUAGGAAAACAUCUGGCAGGUGUUUAGCAGGGUUCUUACUCUGUGUUUUGAUUUUUUUUUUUUUUAAUUGAUGUUUCAUUGAUAAUCCAAAGCCUAAUGCAGGGAUAACUGAGUUGUUCUCCCAAGCUCUGUGAUGGUGGCAACACAUCACUGUACUUGUGGGGAAGGCUGUGGCUUGUCCCCACUGGCCUCUGGUGGGACCCAGCAGGGCUCUCCCCUGCUGCCAUGUGGAAAGUCCCACAGAACAGCUCCUGUGUCCUGGAGGGACUCUGGGGGGAGCCCAGGGCUCCUCCAGCAAGAUGGUUGGCUGAUCUCUGCUGGAUAAAACAGGAUUUGCUUUUGGCUUGGGACUGAGUUCACAAAGCUGAGUUCAUACAGCAAGCUUUUGGCUAAGAGAUGCCUUUUUAAUGACGAACACACAUCCAAGCUUCACUUGGACGCCGUUCCUUCCCACUCGUGACUUUGGGUAAAUCACUUCCCCUUUCUGUGAACCUUUUUCUUCUUUUUUGCUUUAACUCCUCCUCCCUUGGGGGAGGCAGCCUGGGGUCUUUUGCCUCCCCAAGCUUCAGCAGGGCAUUGAGCUCACUGUGGCCUUGCUCUCCCAUUAUUAAUGCUGCAGAGGGGCGCAGGGCACGUGCACGUUUCAGCCUGUCCAAGCACACGGGAUUUCCACCGGAGCUUCAGGAAGGAAAAAAAAGGAAAUGCCACAGACCCCAUCCGCACUGGCAGCCUCAGGAAGGGAUGACCUCAGCGCUGCUGAGCGGUGACUUCCAGGUCACAUCCCCUGUUCCCGGGGUGCUGUGGGAUUGGAGCGCCAUGGGGAGCGCUGGCAGCACUGGCUCCCGUGCAUUGUGUCACAUCCUGGCCCUGGUGUGCUUGGAUGCUGUUUUCCUUCUUUGGCUGUGGGUUUUGUUCUUCUGAACAAACACGCAGGCAGAAUGACAACAAGAAUUCCCCCUUUUUCCAUUGAUCUGGGUGCUGGGGCUGUGUGAACCAGAAGCCAGCUGCAGUCACAGUGUUGUCCCUAUGGCACUGGGGCUAUUUUUGUGGGAAGAGGCACAGCCCCUUCGCCAGGAAGGAAGGGGCCACAGGUAGAUACCUCCAAUCCUGAAGAUCCUCAGCGCUAACCCUGGUGCUCUCACGCUGGCUGGCCCAACCCAUGAUGGCACUGUGUCUGAAGCAAGUCUUCAACAAAGACAAAACCUUCCGUCCCCGGAAGAAGUUUGAGCCUGGCACACAGCGCUUCGAGCUGUACAAGAAGGCUCAGGCCUCCCUCAAAUCAGGGCUGGACCUAAAGGCUGUGGUACAGCUGCCUCCUGGCGAGAGCAUCAAUGACUGGAUAGCUGUGCACGUGGUGGACUUCUUCAACCGCAUCAACCUCAUCUACGGCACCAUGUCGGAGUACUGCACAGAGAAGAGCUGCCCUAUCAUGUCGGGUGGGCUCAAGUAUGAGUACAGGUGGCAGGACGACAGCAAGUACAAGAAGCCAACCAAGCUGUCAGCCCCACAGUACAUGUGUAUGCUGAUGGACUGGAUUGAGAUGCUCAUUAACAACGAGGACAUCUUCCCCACCAGAAUAGGUGUUCCCUUCCCUAAGCAGUUCCAGCAAGUUUGCACUAAGAUCCUCACCCGCCUCUUCCGUGUCUUUGUCCAUGUCUACAUCCACCACUUUGACAGCAUCAUCAACAUGGGUGCUGAGGCUCAUGUCAACACCUGCUACAAGCACUUUUACUACUUCAUCAGGGAGUUCAGCCUUGUUGACCACCGGGAGCUGGAGCCUUUGAAAGAAAUGACAGAACGAAUUUGCCACUGAAGCGAUUUCAGCAGGCACACUCAGCAAGAUCGUUCAGCAUUCAAUGGGACAAGAACCCUGCAGUGGGAGAUGUCUUCCCAAGGACAUGCUCUGGGCAUUUCAACUGAACUAUGAAAACUGCAGAAGAGCCUUUCUUCUUCUUUGUCUUUGGAUGCAUCAAUUUCCAAAUGUUUUGUUAGCAAGACCUGCCCUGUAAGCAGGUGUGACCUUGACUACUGAGUCAUGCCUGUUGUCUUUCUCACAUGCAUUGAACUAUGAUAACAUCUGAGAUCAGCUCCGUAAAGCUGGUGACAUUUGAUCCCAACUGACUCCAUGGGGUUAGUUGCCAAUGUCCCUUUUUUAACCAUGAGCUAUGAAUGUCUCUCCUCUCCUUCCGCCCUCAUUCAUGCUUUACCAAAGGGACUUUUCUUCCCUUCCCCCCUCCGCCCCCCCAAGGAAUUUUUCACGCUUGGCAGAAGGGACUUCAGGAUGUUCUAAGAUGCAUCCAAUACCACUUGGACUAAUGGCAAAGUGGCCCUAUGACAAAUGGAGGUGAACUGGGCCACUUUUCAGAAUGAUCAGCAGUCUACCUGAGUAUUUUCCAUACUCAGAAAUUGUGAUGCAAAGGGAGGGAAAGACACAUGCCAGAAAACAAGUGACAUUUCCUGAUGUGUUGUCCUGGCUCUAAAAAGCAGAUGCUAGUUGUAGAAAUCAUUGCCUUUCUAUUACUCGACUGCAGCAUAGACAUUGUUCUUUUGACAAGAGUUUGAUUUUUUUUUAAUUAUUACUAUUUUGGGGGAGUUAAAUUGUCUGAGCCACAGUGUUGUUACGUUUGUGUUUCUUCGCCUUUUUCUGGGUAAGUUUUAUAUAGAAGACAGAAGAUGCAGUUCAUAUGUAUAAAAAAGGGUUUGCCCAUUCCAGGGGAAAGGGGGGAUGUGGGUAGAAAAUGUAAAUAUUUAAGACAGCGCUCAAGUUCGCAAGUGGAUUUUUAGUGCUCAAAGCACUUAUUUUAUUGUGAAAAUCUAUUUUUUUAUUCUUAUGUACCAGAUGUAUAUUUUUACAUGGAAAUAAAAUGGGACAAAAUGGACACAAACCAUCUGAUACAUCAUGCCAAUAUUUUCUGUGUAGUACAAUCAUUAAAAGUCCAAACAUUUUUGUUCUGUUACUAAUUAAAGAAGCAGGAAUGAG